AUGCCAAACAUCCUUCACUUCAAUUCUUACAUCUCCUUCCACCUUGUUUUAUCUCCAUAUCCCUUUCUUUUUCGCCCCACCCUGUUCCACAUACAAACUUCCACGUCCGUCUUUGACUGCAUACCAUUUGACUCCACUUCUUCCUUCUUUUGCUCGAUUAUUUCAGAGGUCCGUUUUAAUUCCUUGCUCCUUGCACUUCUGCUACGAUCUAUCUAUCUAUCUAUCUAUCUAUCUAUCUAUCUAUCUCAAACUGUUUAUAUCUAUCUAUCUAUCUUUAUAUCUAUCUAUCUAUCUAUCUAUUCAUCUAUCUAUCAUAGUUUAUUCAUUAUCUAUCUAUCUAUCUAUCUAUCUAUCUAUCUAUCUAUUUCAGCCUGUUUAUACUUUCUAUCUAUCUAUCUAUCUAUCUAUCUAUCUAUCUAUCUAUCUGUUUGGGUCUGUUCAUAUCUAUCUAUCUAUCUAUCUAUCUAUGUUUAUUCAUUAUCUAUCUAUCUAUUUCAGCCUGUUUAUACUUUCUAUCUAUCUAUCUAUCUAUCUAUCUAUCUAUCUAUCUAUCUAUCUAUCUAUCUCAAACUGUUUAUAUCUAUCUAUCUAUCUAUCUAUCUAUCUAUCUAUCUAUCUAUCUAUCUAUGUUUAUUCAUUAUCUAUCUAUCUAUUUCAGCAUGUUUAUACUAUCUAUCUAUCUAUCUAUCUAUCUUAGUUUAUUCAUUAUCUAUCUAUCUAUCUAUCUAUCUAUCUAUCUAUCUAAAUAAAGAGCUACACAUUAGAAGUAAGAAGAAGUAG
Messenger RNA from Acanthosepion pharaonis, 780 nucleotides. NCBI's taxonomy places the organism in Eukaryota, Metazoa, Mollusca, Cephalopoda, Sepiida, Sepiidae. The record is from the annotation of a GenBank genome assembly.